Messenger RNA from Syngnathus typhle (broad-nosed pipefish), 2204 nucleotides. Its product is annotated as neurexophilin-1. The transcript has 5 exons. NCBI's taxonomy places the organism in Eukaryota, Metazoa, Chordata, Actinopteri, Syngnathiformes, Syngnathidae. The coding region runs from base 502 to 1338 and encodes 278 amino acids. The record is from RefSeq and is a predicted model, not a curated record. Gene Ontology annotation, molecular function: signaling receptor binding.
CACGCAGUCCGCCCGAUAGCCGAGUCAGCUCGUUGGAGCAGACAAGAUCGAAGACAAGAUAAGACUAUUGAUUUGCUUGUAGGAGAAGCAUCACAGAAGGACAAAAAAAGGUCGUGACAGUGAACCAUUUCCGUACGGCCGAGCACCACUUGAGGGCAGCCUGACGACAUCCUAAGUUCUCCAAAGUCCCUCAAUACCCCCUCCACCAUCCCACAAGCCCCCCAACUCCCAUCCUGCAUCCCUGCGUGUGGGUAUAAAGCAUCCCUUCCACAUCCUUCACUCUCUCAUGUGCAAAUAGCGCAGCGUCUCCCCUUGCUCUGCUCUACCCCCAACCCAGAAGACCCUCACCGUCGUCAUUCUACCUUCGGACCCCCCACCCGACUCCGUCCUUGCACUUUAUUUCAAGUUGGGUCAGCAGGAGAUUUUUGGGGGGCUUUUUUCCCCACAUCAGAGAGGACGACGGCUGGACUGAAGCCAGGCGAGAAGCUUUGUGGUCCGAACAUGCCGACCACAUGGUGCUGCUGGGCUCUGCUGCUGUCAGUCAUCUCUCUGGUGCUCGGAGCGGACUCGAGAUCAGCAAACGGCCAAAAGUCCAAAAUGAAGUCCUACUGGUCCGCUAGUAGCAAGGCAGCUCAGACUCUGUCAGUCAGCCGCUUUAUGGCCCGCACGUUGGACGGCAAGGACAACUUUACCCCGGUGGACCUGGACUUCCACAUGGAGGAGGAUUUGGAUUCGGAUUCCAAGCAGUGGACCUGGCUCUCCAACUACUCGGCCUCUUCGGCCUCGGGAGGACGCUCCCGGGCCAAGAGGAGGCCCAUCGUGAAGACAGGCAAGUUCAAGAAGAUGUUCGGCUGGGGCGACUUCCACUCCAACAUCAAGACGGUCAAGCUCAACCUGCUCAUCACCGGCAAGAUCGUGGACCACGGCAACGGAACCUUCAGCGUCUACUUCCGACACAACUCCACCGGGCAGGGCAACGUGUCGGUAGGGCUGGUCCCCCCCAGCAAGGCGGUGGAGUUCCACGUCCAGCACCACCAGCAGCAGGAGCUGCGCGUCCAGCAACAGACGGCGGUGGAGAGCAAGGAGAACAAGCUGUUCAACUGCCGCGUGGAAUACGAGAAGGUGGAACGCGGCACCCGAAACUCGCUGUGCGCCCACGACCCGUCGCAGAGUUGCCCUCAGGACCAGACCCAGAGUCACGUCUCCUGGCUGUGCUCCAAACCUUUCAAAGUCAUCUGUAUCUUCAUCACCUUUCACAGCACCGACUACAAGCUGGUGCAGAAGGUGUGUCCCGACUACAACUACCACAGCGACACGCCCUACACGCCCACCGGUUGACUGCCACCGAGGAGGAGGUAAGCGGACUCAUCCUGGUCCCCCCCCGCCCAGCCUGGAGGCCGGCGACGGGGCGUUCAGGGAAGCUUGGACAUCUCCCUCAAAGUGAAUCAUGUAAAUACACAGACGCCACUCGGCCAGCGUUUUAUCUUUUGUUUUUAUUUCUCAUCUGUGGCUUUUUCCGCCUCAAUCACAGACGCCAAUCAGACUCCAACAAUCAGUCGGCGGGGCCUGAUUUUGAUUUCUACUGUUCAUCAUGGGAGUUACGCUCAUGGUGAUUGAGAGUCUGCACUAUAAAGAGACCGUUAAAAAAAAAAAAAAAGUCAAGUAUUCUUUCACACUGCUGUUAAAAAAAAAAAAAAAAAAAGGGGAGAUUAUUGUAUACUACUACAUUGAUCACAACACAAAUAAGAGGUCAAGCGUGCGUGCUUCAAGCUAUUAUUAUUCUCAAUAUUGCCAUUUUGGGGGGGAGCACAUCCAUUUUUUUCACAGAUUUUCAGGGCUUUCCUGUAAUUAUUCUAUGUUGCAAGGUGUCACAUAUAAAAGUGUGUUUAUUGUGCGUCAUGUGUUUAAAAGAGCCCCCAACCUGUGGGGCUGUGACCAAUCACAUCCAGUGAAUGAAUAAAAUAUACCGAAACAUUUUCUGCCGUAUUUCUCCUAAAAUUGUAAAUCCACAGUCAACCCUCUGGAAUCGGACACUUCUGCGAUGGAAGAGCGCAGGAGAAAAAGGAAAUCCAAGCAAGAAGACACCCUCUCGGCUCCGGGUGCGUAUUCUUUUGCAUUUCCCGCUCCUUUUUGUGUGUUUACCUUUGCUUAAAGGAUUCGAGCUAAAGCAGAAAAUGGGCUGGAACUAUGGACUACAAAGAGCU